This is a messenger RNA of Gamsiella multidivaricata, 1171 nucleotides long. RefSeq lists its product as uncharacterized. The record is from RefSeq and is a predicted model, not a curated record. Gene Ontology annotation, molecular function: oxidoreductase activity, acting on a sulfur group of donors, disulfide as acceptor. Lineage: Eukaryota; Fungi; Mortierellomycota; Mortierellomycetes; Mortierellales; Mortierellaceae. The coding region runs from base 112 to 915 and encodes 267 amino acids. The transcript is spliced from 4 exons.
UCUCUUCUCUUCUUUCCCACACACCUCCACCUCCACCUUCGCCUCCACCAACAUCCUCUAUAUAGUCUCUUCAACGUUAUUGAGCAUCAGUCCACACCCCUGCAAACAGAUAUGAAGAUCGCUCUUUCGACAUUACUCGCUAUCACGGCGCUGUUCUCCAGCACCACCGCAGAGGUCAACACGCCUUUCACAGUCAACACGCCCUUCACAGUCAAUAAGAACCCCGUGGAUGUCACUCUGUUUGUAAUGUCUAGGUGUCCGGAUGCCAUCAAGUGCGAGGGUGUCUUUUCCAGGGUCUUCCAAGCAGAGAACCUGCCUCCAGUGGAUCCGCUGCUCUCGUAUAUCGGCUCCAUUGACCGUACCAGCGUCUCGACCUCAGAUGUGCACACCAACCCGGCCUCUGGAUUCCGCAACUCCACCACCACCACCACCACCACCACCGUGACCUGUAAGCAUGGACCACUGGAAUGUGCAGGCAACACGCAACAGUUGUGCUUUAAGAAAUAUUUCUCAGAUCAUUCGGUUUGGGUACGUUUUGUCGUCACAAUGAACUCGUUACAGUCGCGCAGGAUCGGUGAGCCAGAAUAUGCAAGAGAGGUUGGGGAGAAGAUCGUGGGUGGCACUGUUGAUAAAGAGACAGAGUCGUUGCUGGACAAGGUUGAUGAGUGCAGUAGAGGUCAGGAAGGAUUUGAGCUAUUGGUGGAUUCGGUGCAACAUACGAUUGACCAUGGCGUCGGGACGAGCUGCACAGUCUUCAUCGACAACAAGAAACGUUGUGUGGUUGAUGGAGGGGUCUGGAGGGAGUGUCCUGAAGGAAGUUCAGUUGCUGAUUUUGUCAGAUCAAUCAAGGAGGCCGCCUUACAGCUCACUACCACCUUGAUGAAGAGCUGUUUGUUCCGCCGAAAGUCUUGGUAGAGCGGACAGAAAGGGAGCAAGCAGAUAGCGUCGUCUCCCUUGCACCCCAUUCUUUCUUUUUUUUUUUUGUGCAAUACAUUUUAUUCUUGAAGACACUAGGACUGGGGCCAGGAUCUCAUUUUUCGAACAGGGGAGUAGGAAAUCCAUAUGCCAAUUUGGUGUAGGAAAUCCAUAUCCCAGGCGGGCGUAGGAAAUCCAUGUAGUUCCAUGUGGCUUAUAAUCUAUCUUUCUUGUAGCUUCACACUUUUCGUCGAAC